AUGAAUGUUCGGGCAAAGCGGCCAGCUGUAUCUUCUUCCUCCUCCUCUGCUCCUCGGUCUCGCAGGUCUCGACAUCUCGAUUUCUUUUCUGGCCUUCCUCAAUAUGUUGAUUCUGGUGAUUGCAGCUGUGUUUGUGAAUUCUGUGGUGUGUAUUUCUGGUAUCUUGAAAGGGUUGCUAAGUUUUCGACACCUGCUCAUCCGAGGUAUAGUCAUUGUUGUCGGGAUGGAGGUGUUGUUCUUCCAUAUCCUCCUGCAUUUGACCCCGAUUUCGUUGCCCUUUAUGAGAAUGUAAGUUUUAUGAAGGAUAUUAGGGCAUAUAAUAGCAUGUUUUCCAUGACUUCUUUUGGGGCGAAUGUAGAUCACGCUGUUAAUGAAGAUCGUGGGCCUUAUGUUUUUAAGAUAUGUGAGCAGAUUUCUCAUACGAUUAGAUCACUAUCUCCGGAUCCUGUAAAGGGUCCCAGGUUUCUUCAACUCUAUCUAUUUGAUAUAGAGCACGACGUUCAAAAUAGAUUGAAGGCGAUUGAUGGUCCAAGGAAGAGGGAUUUAGAUGGUAAUAUUGUCCAUUUUCUUGUAGGGUUCUUGGGGGCUAAUAAUGAAUACGUACGGACAUUUAAAAGUGCUAAGAUUAUGGCGGAUGAGUGUAAUCUAGACCUGUAUGCAGUCUGUCUAUUUAACAAUGUGCCUGAUCGUACAUACGGGUUGCCCUCUCCUGGAUCUUUAGGUUGUAUAGUAACUGGAGAUGAUGCAACCUGCACCACGUAUGACAUUGUUGUGUUUCCCACUCGGGUCGACCUAAACGGAUUAGUAAGCUGCAUCCAAGUUAUAUGCCCUUGCAAUACCUGCUAUUGUUUCCAUAUGGUGAGGAAGGAUGGUCUCCCCGUUUGA
Molecule: messenger RNA, 885 nt
Organism: Lactuca saligna
Lineage: Eukaryota; Viridiplantae; Streptophyta; Magnoliopsida; Asterales; Asteraceae
Source: the annotation of a GenBank genome assembly